Messenger RNA from Pelodiscus sinensis (Chinese soft-shelled turtle), 4237 nucleotides. NCBI's taxonomy places the organism in Eukaryota, Metazoa, Chordata, Testudines, Trionychidae. The record is from RefSeq and is a predicted model, not a curated record.
CGGGCGAGCUGCCGCUCACGAUUCAAGCGGCCGCUUGGGCGGCGGGGCUGUUUUAAAGGCGCCGCUGCUGCUCGCAGGCCCCAUCCAGUUGCUGAGCGGGAGAGAGAACGAAGCGGCGAGUCGCGGCGCGCAGCUCUACCACAAUGCCUGGAUCCCUUCCUGUGAAUGCUGAAGCCUGUUGGCCAAAAGAUGUGGGAAUUGUUGCACUGGAGAUCUAUUUUCCUUCUCAGUAUGUUGACCAGACAGAAUUGGAAAAAUUUGAUGGUGUGGAUGCUGGGAAGUAUACCAUUGGUUUGGGUCAAUCGAAGAUGGGAUUCUGCUCAGAUAGAGAGGAUAUCAACUCACUCUGUUUGACUGUGGUACAGAAGCUUAUGGAGCGGAAUAGUCUCUCCUACGAUUGCAUUGGGAGAUUAGAAGUUGGAACAGAGACAAUCAUUGACAAAUCAAAAUCUGUAAAGACUGUCUUGAUGCAGCUCUUUGAGGAUUCUGGUAAUACUGAUGUAGAAGGGAUCGACACAACAAAUGCAUGCUAUGGAGGCACUGCUGCUAUCUUUAAUGCUGUUAACUGGGUUGAGUCUAGUUCUUGGGAUGGUCGUUACGCGCUUGUUGUUGCUGGAGACAUAGCUGUGUAUGCCACUGGGAAUGCCAGGCCAACUGGUGGAGCUGGUGCUGUUGCUAUGUUAAUUGGUCCAAAUGCACCUUUAAUUUUUGAGAGAGGACUGCGUGGGACCCAUAUGCAGCAUGCUUACGACUUUUACAAGCCAGAUAUGGUGUCUGAGUAUCCUGUGGUUGAUGGUAAACUAUCUAUUCAGUGCUACCUCAGUGCAUUAGAUCGCUGCUAUUUUGUCUAUCGCAACAAAAUCCGUGCUCAGUGGCAAAAAGAAGGAAGUGACAGAGACUUUACCUUGAAUGACUUUGGCUUCAUGAUCUUCCAUUCUCCAUAUUGUAAACUUGUACAAAAAUCUGUGGCUCGACUGUUGUUGAAUGAUUUUCUUAGUGACCAGAACUCUAAACCAGAAAAUGGUAUUUAUAGUGGCUUGGAAGCUUUCAGGGACAUAAAACUGGAGGAUACUUAUUUUGACAGAGAUGUGGAAAAGGCCUUUAUGAAAGCUAGUUCUGAACUCUUUAAUCAGAAAACCAAAGCUUCUUUACUUGUAUCCAGUCAAAAUGGAAACAUGUACACCCCCUCAGUCUAUGGCUGCCUUGCUUCUCUUCUAGCACAGUGCUCCCCACAGCAGCUAGCAGGACAGAGAAUUGGUGUGUUCUCCUAUGGUUCUGGUUUUGCUGCUACACUCUAUUCCAUUAGAGUUACACAGGAUGCCACACCUGGUUCUUCCCUGGAUAAAAUAACUUCUAGCCUAUCUGAUCUGAAAACACGACUUGACUCAAGAAAGUGUAUUGCACCAGAUGUUUUUGCUGAAAACAUGAAGAUUAGACAGGAAACUCAUCACUUGGCAAACUACAUUCCACAGUGUUCAGUGGAUGAUCUGUUUGAGGGAACAUGGUACCUAGUGCGAGUGGAUGAAAAACACAGAAGAACUUAUGCUCGACGUCCAGUGCUCGGUGAUGGACCCUUGGAAGCAGGAGCUGAGGUUGUCCAUCCAAACAUAGUUCAUGAGCUUAUCCCAAGCCCUGCUAAGAAAAUGCCAAGAAUUCCUGCAACAACAGAUUCUGAAGCUAUUGCUGUCUCUAUUUCCAAUGGAGAACAUUAAUUUACCUCUGUGAGGUGGGAAAUUAAUUAAAAUUGGGGUUUGGUGGGGAAGAAAAAGGGAUUAGAUAUUAUCUAUGUUUCAUUGUACAGUAAUACUUUAUUGGCGCAUGGAAAACUGUUUAAACUCCUUGAGAGGCUAGUUUAAUGUGAUUUUAUAACACUAAAGCAUGAAAGUAUUGGAAAAGGCAAAGGUUCUAUGGGCUUUCAUAACUCUGGAUAUUGGUGUGGUUUCAUAAAUGGUUCAGGAUUGUGUGCACUAAUUACAAGAUCUUGGUAGUUGGACACAGAAAAACAGAAACUUUUACUUGACUUCCCAAUUUUUUUAGUGAACCCUUUUAAAAUAGAUUUAAUUUUUUUUUUUUUUUUUUUUUUUUGCAUGAACUCCUAUUCUGGAAGUAAAAUUUUCUAAAAAUGUGUAGAGGGGAAAAUGUGUUCUCUCCUCUCCUAAACAACUAUGAUCAAAACCAAUUCUUGCCUCCCCCCCAAAGUGUGUCUGGUUUUUAAUGUUGGGGUCCUCGGUGCCUUGACAACAAGUAGUCAGUUUUCUAAGUACACCCAUUUCUUCCAAUGCCAAGAAGUUUGUUAGGAAUAGGCAUCAAGUGAUCAAAGUCUGUGACCACCUGGUAGCUGUGGUCUCCAUCUAACUCCCAGUGCCGGUAUCACAUCACUUUUAUCCACAUAAUUAAAGCCCACAGCCUUACUGUUUUGGCAAUAUUACAGCAGAGGCCAAGGACUGAAUGAAGUUGGGAGUCUUCACGGUUCUUCCACUGAGAGGUUCUUGGCAGGGCAGCAGGAAGAAAGCUGUCUAAAAUUAAUAAAGGGUUUAAUCCCCUAAUUCUUUCAGUCUGGUACCUUUUUAAAAGAAUAUUCAACUUAAAUGCUUAUUUGUUGUUAGUGAUCAGAGGGCAGUUUUCUACUUCUCAAUUUUCAAAUACUAUAAGGAGCUUAUUCAUACUGACAAACGCAAGGGGCAAAGAUGUUCCUACCUCUUUCUUUUACUGUAUUGUUCUUAAUAACAAUAUUAACUUUGAACUCAUGAUUGGUUUCAUAUUUCAACUUCCCCAUCCAGUAUUUCUAUAACAAGACUGUUGCAGGAAAACACAAAAACCUUUUCCCAUCUUUCCAGUCUGACAGCUGUUCAUUAUGCAAGAAGUAAAUGCCCAAAACUAGCAGGGAGACCAUUCUGAGCUAUGAAGAGCCUUGAUAGCUUUGUAAAAUAUAUUUAAGUUCUAAAGUACAAAUUGCGUCUGUUUAAAUUUUAUUUCACCUUCCACUUCAAAACUUUAUAUAAUAUAAACUCGUAGAAAUGAUGUGUUGCAAAAUGCAGGUUUUUGUGUAAUGUAGUGUUUGUAUAAUACACUGUCACUAAGAUUUGAUAACUUUUUUUUGUUGAACUUGUGUAGUCAACUUUCUAAAAUUUCCUUUAAUAUGAACAGAUGUGGGCUAAUAAUCUAAGUGCUUUUAUUGAAAGUGGUGGAGAAAUGAUGCAUGAAGAUACGUUUGCAAGGGUUAGGGUUUUUAGUUUCAUAAGAAACUAAUGUGCUUCCAGAAGACUAAUUUAUCUCAGAAUGAAGUCUGUUGCUGGCAAUGGACAGGCCAAGAAAUACUGGCACACACCCACGAAUUAACUUGCUCUCCUCUCUAACACUGAGGCAGAUCCUUUUGUAAAUAAAGUUUUAGAGAUAUUUGAAACCAGUGUUGGUGUAGUGCUGAAUUGGUGUGGAAUACAUCUCUUAAAUGGAUUAGGAAGAAUCUAGUGGCCCAGCAAACUCUGGUGAGUAGUAUGUACAAGUUACUGAUCAGGGAACCCAAGAUAUGCAGGUGUUCUGGUAUAAAUGUUUCCCUUUUCUGUUGCAUAGUGGACUAUUAAGAGGAAAGUUAAUCAGACUCUCUAGUUGACACUUCUGCCCUAAAACAUGAUUCUAAAUAUUUUGGGUUAUAUCUUUCCAUGUUAUAUACAGCUUGUUCUUUAAACUCAAACCAGUUGUAACAAUUUUUUUCUUGACUGCCCUCUUGCUCAGCACUCAUCUAUGACUACAAUGCAGUCAAUUUCCAUAACCUUUUUUAAUUCCAAGCUCCUCUUUACAACAUAAAAGCAAAUGAAGGAAUACUGUGCACCCCUUUUUAGCUUUAACAGAGCUAUUUAAAACCCUACCAGGCCAAUGAAAACAUGAAAAGUUGUUUUUUUAAAUUUAAAUUCUGGUUGUCAUACAAACAGAAGCUGUGCAGCUUCAAUUUUUAAUUGGCCAAACUAAAGCCCCAAGGGACUGACCUCAAGCUGCCAGUGUAGCUGUUUUAACUUUGCCAGCUUAUACUAGUGUAACUAUUGAGGAAACAUUUUUACAGCUUGUGUUAAGUCGAUAUAGGGAGACCAGAGCCCCAAACUUCUGAUUAUAGUAGAAAGGGGUAUGCUGCCUUAUAGACAAACAUUGCAUAUGGCAACUGUCUUUUUAUAAGGGGACAUAGUCAAGGAGGGCUCUACUACAAGAGACUUCUAAGGUAUUAAAAAAGUCCCAUUCUUGUGUA